This is a messenger RNA of Striga asiatica, 2034 nucleotides long. The record is from the annotation of a GenBank genome assembly. Lineage: Eukaryota; Viridiplantae; Streptophyta; Magnoliopsida; Lamiales; Orobanchaceae.
GGAAAAAUGAAAAGAAAAUUCAAAUAUUAAUUGGACUAAAGCCUAAAAGUAAUGGGAACUGCAGUCCUAUCAACAUCAUAAGCGGCAAUAAAUAGUAGUAGACUCAUGCUCGAGGAUAUCCCAUCGCAUACAAGAUUGAGAGAGAGACCAAAACAGAAAAAAUGGAAUUUGUACAACAAAUGAUUGCUGCUGCUUUAAUGCUAGUGGUGGUGGUGUACACGCUUAAUAUUCUAUACUGGGCCUACAUCAGGCCCAAGAGGCUUCAAGGGCUACUGAGGAAACAGGGUCUUAAGGGGAAUCCUUACAGAUUUCUCCACGGUGACUUGAGAGAGUUGAAGCUUAUGUUGGAGGAAGCCAAGUCAAAACCCAUCAGUCUUGAUGAUGAUAUCAAGCUAAGAGUCUUCUCCUUUUUUCUCAAAACUAUUGACAAGUAUGGAAAUCAAUCCUUUUUCUGGUUCGGACCUCGACCGUCAGUUAUUUUAACGGAUCCCGAACUUAUUAAGGAGGUUCUGACCAAGAUUAAUCUGUAUCAUAAGCCGAGGAGCUCGAAUCCACUAAGCAGGUUACUUUUACAAGGACUUGUGUCCUACGAAGGAGAAAAAUGGGCCAAACACAGAAAAUUAAUCAACCCCGCUUUCCAUUUAGAGAAACUGAAGCUCAUGAUACCGGCCUUCUAUUUGAGUUGUGAGGAAGUUUUGCACAAAUGGGAGACUAUUCUGUCAGCCGCAGAAGAAGGGUCGUGUGAGGUGGAUGUUUGGCCGUAUCUGCAAAAUCUAACUAGUGAUGCAAUAUCACGAACUUCGUUUGGUACUAGCUAUGAAAAGGGCAGAAGAAUAUUCGAACUUCAACGAGAGCAGGCUGAACUCAGCUUGAAGGCUUCGCGGUCCAUUUAUAUUCCAGGAUGGAGAUUUUUGCCGACAAAAAUGAACAAGCGAAUGAAAGAAAUCGAAAAAGAAGUUCAAUUCUUGAUACGAGGUCUCAUUAACGAAAGGGUCAAGACAAUGAAAGCAGGGGAGUCGAGAGGCGAAGACUUGCUUGGCAUAUUGUUGGAGUCCAAUUUCAGGGAAAUCGAGCAACACGGGAACAAGAAUUUCGGGAUGAGCAUAGAUGAAGUUGUGGAAGAGUGUAAGCUAUUCUAUUUUGCAGGUCAGGAGACCACCUCAGUGCUUCUCGUGUGGACAAUGGUUCUAUUGAGCAGAUUCCCAGAGUGGCAGACGAAAGCUCGAGAAGAGGUUCUUCAAGCCUUUGGGAAUCAAAUUCCGGAUUACGAUGGCUUGAAUCACCUCAAAAUCGUGACCAUGAUUUUGAACGAGGUCUUGAGGCUAUAUCCGCCAGUAGUUGCCCUCGGUCGAUAUGUGACUGAGGAAACCAAGUUGGGGAGAUUGACUUUGCCAGCUGGAAUUCAGCUCACAAUACCGAUUAUCUUAUUACAUCACGACCGUGAAAUUUGGGGUGACGAUGUGAUGGAGUUCAAGCCAGAGAGAUUUAGCGAAGGGGUGUCCAAGGCACAAAAGGGAGGGCACGGGAUUUUCUUCCCUUUCGGGUGGGGCCAAAGGAUAUGCGUCGGGCAGGCGUUUGCGAUGGUCGAGGCGAAAAUGGCACUUGCUAUGAUCCUGCAGCGCUUUUCAUUUGAGCUCUCGCCAACCUAUGCACAUGCUCCGUACUCCAUUAUAACCACACAGCCUCAGUAUGGUGCUCAUUUGAUCUUACAUAGCCUCUAGGUGUGGAUCUGUUUGGAGACCUGUGUUGAAUAGCAUCUUGUUUUUUGAUGUUUAACCUUUUGGCUAUAAUUUCGACCGAGAGUCGUAUAUGUUGUCCUGCGUCGAAAAAUAAAUGCACUAGAUUUAAGAUGAUGUUAUGCGUUUGUUUGUAUACUGAAAGUUUGACUUUGUUAUGGACUUGUUUACGCUUUUAAUGAGAAUUAUGUUUAGUCAAUCUGUUUGUAUUUUCUUUAUGAUAAAUAGUGGUGCGAAUUGUUCAUAUAUAUUAUGUUGUAGAUGAUAUAGUUCUCCGUGUUGUACGGGUAAGUCAUAU